Molecule: messenger RNA, 1840 nt
Organism: Daucus carota subsp. sativus
Lineage: Eukaryota; Viridiplantae; Streptophyta; Magnoliopsida; Apiales; Apiaceae
Product: mitogen-activated protein kinase homolog NTF3
Exons: 3
Coding region: 412-1530 (372 amino acids)
Biological process (GO): protein phosphorylation; intracellular signal transduction
Cellular component (GO): nucleus; cytoplasm
Molecular function (GO): MAP kinase activity; ATP binding
Source: RefSeq, a predicted model, not a curated record
UUGUUUCUGAUCUAAAGACGAGAUAAGGAAUCCCCACUCCCCUUAGAUCUCUCUCUGUCCCUUUGCCCUUGUGUUCUGUCUUUAUUGUCAUAUAUGAUAAAUUUCAUCACAUAUCCUCAAUAUCUAAAUACACUUCCUUUAUUAUUAAUUAUUAUUUUUAUUUGUACAACCUUGUUAAUUCCGAUUCAUCAAUGAUUCUUCUACUUAAUUUCACCUCUCGGAACAGUGAUCCUUAUUUCUUGGAAACCAAUUGACUUCUCAGUUCCCAUAUUUCAACGCUUUUAAGCUGUCUAGACUCUGGACUUACAUGUUUAUUUAACAACUUUUUUUUAUAUAAGCAGCCUGUUGAGUAUGAUCAAGCUGUGAUCUUUAUAUCCCAAGGAGCAGCAGUUCACAAGAUUUUCUUUUGAGAUGGCAACUCCUGUGGAGCCUCCAAAUGGGGUUAGAACCUUAGGGAAACAUUAUUAUAGUAUGUGGCAGACUUUGUUUGAGAUCGAUACUAAAUAUGUUCCGGUUAAGCCUAUUGGACGUGGGGCGUAUGGCAUUGUUUGUUCUUCGAUUAAUAGAGAAACUAAUGAGAAGGUAGCAAUUAAGAAGAUUCAUAAUGCAUUUGAUAAUCGGAUUGAUGCUUUGAGGACGUUACGAGAACUGAAGCUGCUUCGGCAUCUUAGACAUGAUAAUGUGAUUGGCUUGAAGGAUGUUAUGAUGCCUGUUCAGAGAAGAAGUUUUAAGGAUGUUUACUUGGUUUAUGAACUUAUGGACACCGAUUUGCAUCAGAUUGUCAAGUCUUCUCAAGCACUUACAAAUGAUCAUUGCCAAUACUUCCUCUUUCAGCUGCUUCGAGGACUCAAGUAUUUACACUCAGCAAAUAUUCUUCACCGUGAUCUAAAGCCUGGUAACCUACUUAUCAAUGCAAACUGUGACCUCAAAAUCUGUGACUUUGGUCUUGCUCGCACGAGUAGUGGUAAGGACCAAUUCAUGACCGAGUAUGUGGUCACUCGUUGGUACAGAGCCCCUGAGCUACUUCUUUGUUGUGACAAUUAUGGGACAUCCAUCGAUGUGUGGUCUGUUGGCUGUAUUUUUGCUGAGCUUCUUGGGCGGAAACCAAUAUUCCCUGGAACAGAGUGCCUUAACCAGCUUAAACUCAUAAUCAAUAUUCUGGGCAGCCAGAGAGAAGAAGAUAUUCAAUUCAUUGAUAAUCCAAAGGCGAGAAAGUUUAUCAAAUCACUUCCAUAUUCUCUUGGCACACCAUUUUCUCGCCUUUACCCUAAUGCCCAUCCUAUGGCAAUAGAUCUGCUGCAGAAGAUGCUUGUCUUUGACCCUUCGAAGAGAAUUAGUGUUACUGAAGCACUCCAGCAUCCUUACAUGUCUCCUCUAUAUGAUCCCAACUCUGAUCCUCCAGCACAAGUCCCAAUCAAUCUUGAUAUAGAUGAGGAUUUAGGAGAAGAUAUGAUACGGGAAAUGAUGUGGUUCGAAAUGCUUCAGUACCAUCCUCAAACUGCUGAAGCUAUUAGCGGGGUAACCUCAUGAUCUUCAUUGGAAAAGUCUAAACACUUUAGUUAUGUUUAAACUAUUUUGCAUAUUUGCUUCUAUUAUCGUCUUAAAUCAUGAAAAUAAUGCAGUAGCAGUUUGUGUUGCUAUAGCAUAGCAAUUACUAAACGCUUGUUUCGAGCUUCAAACUCUUCAGGCCAGGUGCAUUUGCAAUUUGUACAUAAGUGUGUGAUAAUUCUAAACCCUUUUUGUUCAUUGUACAUUCUAUGGAUAUGUAAUACAUAUAUAUGAGACUAUCUCCCCAUCUUUUGUAAGAAAGCAGCAGCACAAGUUUAUGUUUUUUUUGUUA